GAGAUGUCAAUUGCCAUUGUUGGCGGCUGUGUCCGCGUCGCUCCGCCCAUCUCCUCUUGCCUCUCCCUGUGUGUUGGGAGUCUGAGUCCGGCGGGAUAAGGGCAACUCGUCUCCUCCUGCCUGCAGCCGAACAGCUGGACUUCUUCCCAGGGAGACAGAAGAAGCAAAAAGCCGGAGGGAGGGAGGGGGACGCAGGCAGGCAGACCCGACCACAUCCAGCCAGAGCACGGGGUGUCCACUCCACAACAUGUCCUUCAGCCCAAAGCACUCCACCCCCUUCUCAGUCACCGACAUUUUGAGCCCCAUGGAGGACAGCUACAGGAGGUUUGGAGGUGUGGAUCCCGCUGCGGGGAGCCUCGGCUCCCAUCUGGGCUCCUACCGGCAGCAGCAAGUCUCCCAUCAGCCCGGUAUGCAGCACCAUCAGCACCCGGCGCAGCAGCAGCAUCAGCCGCCUCAUCUCCAUCACCAUCACCACCAUCAUCACCAUCACCACCUGUCCUCCUCUUCAUCCUCAUCCUCCUCCUCUUCCUCAGCAGCAGCCAUGGGACCCGCCGGGCCCUACCACCAUGUGCCCCACCACGGGGUCCCGCAGUUCUCCGGGGCCGUAGGAGGAUUCUGUAACGGCGGCAUCGGGAACGUGGGAGAGCUGCCGUCCUACCAGGAGACGGUGAGGGGCGGAGGGGCGGCGGCGGCGUGGUACAGCAACCCCGAGCCCAGAUACCCGACAAUUUCCAGAUUCAUGGGCCCCUCCGGCGGGAUGAACAUGUCCGGGAUGGUGGGCAGCCUGGCCGGGAUGGACUCCGGCGCCAAGUCCAUGGUGACGCUGCACGCGACGCCGCGGAGGAAGCGCCGGGUGCUCUUCUCGCAGGCGCAGGUGUACGAGCUGGAGCGGCGCUUCAAGCAGCAGAAGUACCUGUCCGCCCCGGAGAGAGAGCACCUGGCCGGGCUGAUCCACCUCACCCCGAACCAGGUCAAGAUCUGGUUCCAGAACCACCGCUACAAGCUGAAGCGGCAGGCCAAGGACAAGGCCGGACACGCGCACCAGGAGGAGGGAAGCGGCGGCGGUGGCGGUCUGAGCUCAACGAGUCACCGCGCCUCCUCCGUGUCCCCGGUCAUCUCCAAGAACGGUAAGGGCUGCCGGAACGACUCCAGCGGCUCCAACCAGACCGGAAACCGACAGAGCAGCGCGGGGGAGGCCAUGACGGGGACCCCGCAGCAGCAGGUGAACCAGCUGUCGUCCACGGAGGAGCUGGAGGAUUUGUCCCCGAGCCCACCGAUGGGACUGCACGGUCAGAUUAACAUGACGCAGACGGACGCGGCGCUAAUAGAGUACACGAACAGCAUGAUCGGCUCCAAUUUACUGUAUGGGAGAACUUGGUAGGGAUACCGCGAGGACAGACGGGAGCGGGCCUGUGGGGCUGCAUACCCGGAUGGAUUUUUGAAAGAACCGGCUGGAGGACAAAAACGAGCACCAGACCCCCCCCCCCCUUCUUUCUUUCCGUGCGUAAAGUUCUGGUUCCUUUACGCAAACAGGGACUCAAAAGACAGUGUUUUUGAGCAAUAAGGUGCAAAAAUAAACUGUAUAUAUUAGAGAUUUGAGCCUGGUCUGAAUGUUAAUGUAUUUUGUCACUUCAUAACAAAAUAUUUGUUAAUUUUUUUUUGGUUUUUGUAACACAGAUGUGACUGCUGCUGCGUUUAAAUCAUCAAAUCUGAUUUGAGGGGAUUCAAGAUGAGGCACGCGCCCUGUGCUUCCCAUUCAUUUACAGACAAAUGAAACUAUUGCAGGUUUAUAUAUAAAGUUAAUACAAAGUGAAGCAAUAGAGACCCCUUUG
Molecule: messenger RNA, 1832 nt
Organism: Etheostoma spectabile (orangethroat darter)
Lineage: Eukaryota; Metazoa; Chordata; Actinopteri; Perciformes; Percidae
Gene: nkx2.4b
Product: NK2 homeobox 4b
Exons: 2
Coding region: 248-1381 (377 amino acids)
Biological process (GO): cell differentiation; regulation of transcription by RNA polymerase II
Cellular component (GO): nucleus
Molecular function (GO): DNA-binding transcription factor activity, RNA polymerase II-specific; RNA polymerase II cis-regulatory region sequence-specific DNA binding
Source: RefSeq, a predicted model, not a curated record